ACGGUAAGGGGAGGGAAAAACACACGAACACGAAAGAAAAAGGGGGGGACGACCGAAGAAGAAUAUUGAAACUUUUGGCUGAGGGGGGGUGCAAUGCACGAGGAGUUGGAGUUUUGGCCCCGGUUGCCACGGCCACGGAAUCAACAAAGUGGUUUUUGAAUGAAAAGUCUGACAGUCAUCCGAGUGGUACAAUGCAGAGGAGAUCGUUCUCGCACAAGAGAGUGGAUUCCUUCCACUCGUUCACCACUCCCAAGACAAAAUCGGCGCCCAUCAAGAACGAAUGGGGAGAGAACUUCAUCAUGGACAGGUGUGGUCUGCCUUGCGUGCCGUCGCUGAAGGGCCGCGAAAACGUCCAGUUCGUUUCGCUCCAACACAAUUUGAUCUGCCGGAUCGAUUCGCUGUCCUCCUUUCGGAUGCUCAAAGUCCUGAACCUCUACGACAACAAAAUCGAACGGAUAUCGGGCCUGGACACGCUCGCCUCACUUCGAGUGUUGAUGCUCGGUAAAAACAGAUUGAAAACGACGGAAGGGCUGGAGUCGUUGCAGAGCCUCGACAUUUUGGACUUGCACGGCAACCAGAUCACGGCUUUGACGGGCAUGUCACGUCUGCGGACGUUGCGUGUCCUGAAUCUAGCGGCCAAUUCGCUCAAGAAGCUGCCCAGUCUCGACGGACUUUUGAGUCUCGAGGAGCUCAACGCCAAGCGCAACCGAAUCUGCAAGAUCGUGCCAGAAGUGGCCCACGCCAAGAGACUCGAAAGGCUCUACCUGAGCAACAACGAACUCCGCCGGUGGAAAAACCCCCCCAACAAAAAAAGAAGUGGGCGCCAAUGACAUCACCACCGUCAUAUAGAGAGUUGGAAUUGGAACGACGGACACAUCUAAAAAAAAAAAGUUGUACACUUUCUCUCUCUGUCCCCCCGUUGACGAAAAGUCUUGGCCAGGAUGAGCUGAGAAAAGCCGAUAGACCGUCGGUCGCACGGCUGUGACGGGCCGAUAGUUGUGAACAUGUCGCAUGAAAAGGGAAUGAAAAAGAGCCAAAGUUGAUGGAGGUGGACGACGGACAGUAGCGUGCAGAUGGAUUAUGUAAUAGCAGAGGUGACCAGUGGAAUCGUUUGUUUGCGUUGGCUGCCCACCGGACUUUCAAGUAGUGGACAACCGGGGACGUCCUCCUGACCCCUCCCAAGACACAAGAGACGAACGAAGAAGAGAGAAAAAAGGAGAACAAGGGGCGACGGCGACGCUUGAAAACAACAAAACACUGACUAAAGCUUUAAGGGUCCCACGGGCGGCGACUGGGGGGGGGGGGGGAGAGGUGGGUGGGAGACCCUAGUACUUUUUUAUCGCGACCGGUUCAGUUAAAUCGAUGCCAAACUACAAGGAAAUUGCAACAGUAUUUCUUGCCCUUUUUUUGUUUUCUGUUUGGUUUCCAAUGGAAAUAUUAUUGCUGGACCUUCCCCCCUUUGCCCGUUGGUUGGUCUUUAUUCGUUUUUGUUUGAUUGGCGCUGGGGAUAGACAUAGCGGACGGGAAUUCCGUGACUCGGCCAAAUUGAUACCCUCGUCUUGUAUGUACAGUGUCGUAUUCGGAAAUCAUGCUAAAAGAGCCGAGAACGAAACCCAUUACUCAUCCUUACGAUCGGAUUACGUUUCAUGUGUAAGGAGAUAACGGUCAUCCGGCUAUUACCCAAACGAGUGUACACACUUUCUAUUUGCGUUUGUGUUUACUGAACUGUUUUGUUUUUCAAAAAUCGUGGGUUUUGUUUUGUCGAAACAAAUGAGGUUUGAUGAGAUUAUUUGGACGUUUUCGAUAUCAUUGACAGGGCGUAAAUGAAGUCAUCGCUCAGAGUUAUCGUGACGUCGGUUCGCAUUUCAUUCAUUGUCCCUUUUUUUAUGUAAAUAAGCGUGUCGUUUUUUGACGUGCCAUCUGACGGGGUUGCCCGGCUAUCACUCGUUGAAAAAAAGAAAGAAAUUCGGUCGUUUGGUAUGACAAUGUUACGUUCGUGAUUUUUUCUUGUUCUUUUUUUUUCUCCGUUACAGACUGGAUGACCUCGGCCCGUUGAAUUUCCUCAAUGGAUUAAAGGAACUGUCGCUGGACGGCAAUCCGUUGACAUUCAACGCCAACUAC
Molecule: messenger RNA, 2121 nt
Organism: Daphnia pulicaria
Lineage: Eukaryota; Metazoa; Arthropoda; Branchiopoda; Diplostraca; Daphniidae
Product: leucine-rich repeat-containing protein 49-like
Exons: 4
Coding region: 192-830 (212 amino acids)
Molecular function (GO): protein binding
Source: RefSeq, a predicted model, not a curated record